Messenger RNA from Ailuropoda melanoleuca (giant panda), 2004 nucleotides. It is a transcript of the gene LHX1, whose product is annotated as LIM homeobox 1. The record is from RefSeq and is a predicted model, not a curated record. The coding region runs from base 57 to 1277 and encodes 406 amino acids. Gene Ontology annotation, cellular component: nucleus. Gene Ontology annotation, biological process: regulation of transcription by RNA polymerase II; neuron differentiation. Gene Ontology annotation, molecular function: DNA-binding transcription factor activity, RNA polymerase II-specific; RNA polymerase II transcription regulatory region sequence-specific DNA binding; zinc ion binding. Lineage: Eukaryota; Metazoa; Chordata; Mammalia; Carnivora; Ursidae. The transcript is spliced from 5 exons.
CCCUAGGCUCUACCUGCUCUUCUCUCUCCCGGCCUCACCCGACCAAACCAAAGACCAUGGUGCACUGUGCCGGCUGCAAAAGGCCCAUCCUGGACCGCUUCCUCUUGAACGUGCUGGACAGGGCCUGGCAUGUCAAGUGCGUCCAGUGCUGUGAAUGUAAAUGCAACCUGACCGAGAAGUGCUUCUCCCGGGAAGGCAAGCUCUACUGCAAGAACGACUUUUUCCGGUGUUUCGGUACCAAAUGCGCGGGCUGCGCACAGGGCAUCUCCCCUAGCGACCUGGUGCGGAGAGCGCGGAGCAAAGUGUUUCAUCUAAACUGCUUCACCUGCAUGAUGUGUAACAAGCAGCUCUCCACUGGCGAGGAGCUCUAUAUCAUCGACGAGAACAAAUUUGUCUGCAAAGAGGAUUACCUAAGCAACAGCAGCGUCGCCAAAGAGAACAGUCUCCACUCAGCCACCACAGGCAGUGACCCCAGUUUGUCUCCAGACUCCCAAGACCCAUCACAGGAUGAUGCCAAGGACUCGGAGAGCGCCAACGUAUCGGACAAGGAAGGGGGCAGCAACGAGAAUGACGACCAGAACCUGGGCGCCAAGCGGCGGGGGCCGCGCACCACCAUCAAGGCGAAGCAGCUGGAAACUCUGAAGGCAGCCUUCGCUGCUACUCCCAAGCCCACGCGCCAUAUCCGGGAGCAGCUGGCUCAGGAGACUGGCCUCAACAUGCGUGUCAUCCAGGUCUGGUUCCAGAACAGACGCUCCAAGGAACGGAGGAUGAAGCAGUUGAGCGCGCUGGGCGCCAGGCGCCACGCCUUCUUCCGCAGUCCGCGCCGGAUGCGGCCGCUCGUGGACCGCCUGGAGCCGGGCGAGCUCAUCCCCAACGGGCCCUUCUCCUUCUACGGAGAUUACCAGGGCGAGUACUACGGGCCCGGGGGCAACUACGACUUCUUCCCCCAAGGCCCCCCGUCCUCGCAGGCGCAGACGCCAGUGGACCUGCCCUUCGUGCCGUCGUCCGGGCCCUCCGGGACGCCCCUGGGCGGCCUGGAGCACCCGCUGCCCGGCCACCACCCGUCGAGCGAGGCGCAGCGGUUCACCGACAUCCUGGCGCAUCCCCCCGGGGACUCGCCCAGCCCUGAGCCCAGCCUGCCUGGCCCUCUACACUCAAUGUCGGCGGAGGUCUUCGGGCCCAGCCCGCCCUUCUCAACGCUGUCGGUCAACGGCGGGGCGAGCUAUGGGAACCACCUGUCUCACCCCCCCGAAAUGAACGAGGCGGCCGUGUGGUAGCGGGACCUCGCACGGUCCGCGGAGUUGGUGGUUGUACAGAAAUGAACCUUUAUUUAAGAAAAAUAGAAAAAAGAAGAAAAAAAACAUAAAAAAACAACUCACCCCCCCACACACUUCCUUCAGCCUCGGGGACCAUUUUCUGUCUGGGGAGUCCGGAUGGGAAAGGGGGACAAGAAACAGGAUCCAAAUCCGCCUGGAGGUAGAACUGGGAUCCGUGCGCUGGCUGGCAAGGUGCAGAACUGGGGUUCCUGAAGGGAAAUGCAGACCUCUCCCCAUCUUCCACCUGGACCCGGUUGCGGGGACAGACUCCCCGAGCGCGCGCGCCUGGCCAGAGGGCGGCACAGGAACACCCACGGCGGCCACGGGGGCGCACAGCCAGUGGUGACGCCAGGAGCCGCGGCGAGGGAGGCGGAGAGGCACAGCCGGGUGAGGGAGGUGGAGCAGCCCGGGCCACUCCCGGGCCGGCCAAGAGGGUUCUGGCUCCGAGAAUCUCUCACUAGUGUUGUCUCAGUGUUCAGGAACCGCGACAACGAACUCUUAUAGCUUCAGAAACGCCGACCCGCUGUGCAUAAGGUGGGACUAUAUAUAUAUAUAUAUUUUGCCUAUCUGGGUUUUUGGUUUUUGUUUUUGCCAAAAUUGCAAAAUUCUAAAUGUAAAGCCCUCAGUAUCAACUCUUCUACCUUCACAAAGCUCUACACACACACACACACACACACACACACACACA